CUACUCAGGAGGCUGAGGCAGGAGAAUUGCUUGAACCCAGAAGGCGGAGGCUGCAGUGAGCUGAGAUCGCGCCGCUGCACUCCAGCGUGGGCAACAGAGCGAGACUCCCGGCCAACUGAGUACAUUUCAACUAAUGCACAUCAAGGACUACCCAGCACACACCAGGCAGUGACCAUGACUCAUGGUUCCCAGUACAAAGAAAAGAGCACUUCCCUGCUGGGGCAGAGGCCAAGCCAGAGCCCUGGCCCCAUCACCUCUCUGCCCUGCUUGAGUCUGGAAUGGACCUCCCUGCCUGGAAGCUGCAUUGCCCUUGGUCCUGGGCCUGCCUGCCCCCUGGGGAACACAGGCAGCAGCCACAUUGGCAGUGAGGCCGUGGCAGCGUCGGCAGCAGAGGAUGCCCCAGGCCCUGGAGCGUGCAGAUGGCAGCUGGGCCUGGGUGGUGCUGCUGGCCACCAUGGUGACCCAGGGCCUCACCCUGGGCUUCCCCACGUGUAUCGGCAUCUUCUUCACUGAACUGCAAUGGGAGUUCCAGGCCAGCAACAGCGAGACCUCUUGGUUCCCCUCCAUCCUCACGGCUGUGCUCCACAUGGCAGGGCCCCUGUGCAGCAUCCUGGUGGGACGCUUCGGCUGCCGAGUGACCGUGAUGCUGGGGGGCGUGCUGGCCAGCCUGGGCAUGGUGGCCAGCUCCUUCUCUCACAACCUCAGCCAGCUCUACUUCACAGCAGGAUUCAUCACAGGCCUGGGCAUGUGCUUCAGCUUCCAGUCAAGCAUCACGGUGCUGGGCUUCUACUUUGUCCGCCGGCGGGUGCUGGCCAAUGCGCUGGCCUCGAUGGGCGUCUCCCUGGGCAUCACCCUCUGGCCGCUGCUCUCCCGCUACCUUCUGGAGAACCUGGGCUGGAGGGGUACCUUCCUUGUCUUCGGCGGAGUCUUUCUCCACUGCUGCAUCUGCGGGGCCAUCAUAAGGCCUGUGGCCACCAGUGUGGCCCCUGAGACCAAAGAAUGUCCCCCGCCACCUCCCGAGACACCUGCACUUGGCUGCCUGGCCGCAUGCGGCCGGACCAUCCAGCGCCACCUGGCCUUCGACAUCCUGCGGCACAACACAGGCUACUGCGUGUACAUACUGGGUGUGAUGUGGUCCGUCCUGGGCUUCCCACUGCCACAAGUCUUCCUGGUGCCAUAUGCCAUGUGGCACAGCGUGGACGAGCAGCAGGCAGCCCUCCUCAUCUCCAUCAUCGGCUUCAGCAACAUCUUCCUGAGGCCCCUAGCCGGGCUGAUGGCAGGACGGCCGGCCUUUGCUAGCCACCGCAAGUACCUGUUCAGCCUGGCACUUCUGCUCAAUGGGCUCACUAACCUGGUGUGUGCGGCAUCAGGUGACUUCUGGGUGCUCGUGGGCUACUGCCUGGCGUACAGCGUGUCCAUGAGUGGCAUCGGCGCCCUCAUCUUCCAGGUUCUCAUGGACAUCGUCCCCAUGGAUCAGUUCCCCAGAGCCCUGGGACUCUUCACUGUCCUGGAUGGCCUUGCUUUCCUCAUCUCCCCGCCACUGGCCGCUUCUUCCUCAUCUCAGCUGCCCUCUUCAUGGGUGGCAGCUUCUACGCCCUGCAGAAGAAGGAGCAAGGCAAGCAGGCUGUCGCGGCGGAUGCCCUGGAGCAGGAUCUUUUCUUGGAAGCCAAAGACGGUCCUGGGAAGCAACGGUCCCCUGAGAUCAUGUGCCAGUCUUCCCGCCAGCCACGUCCAGCUGGCGUCAAUAAGCAUCUUUGGGGAUGUCCUGCCUCCUCCAGGACCAGCCACGAGUGGCUCUUAUGGCCAAAGGCGGUACUGCAGGCCAAGCAAACGGCUCUGGGCUGGAAUAGCCCUACCUGAGUGCCUGUUUGACUCCGCCACUAUCUGCCAUGUGAGUUGGGCAAAUUGUUGACCACCUCUGAGCCUUGAAAAAGUAGGAGGUUACUUUGUUAGAGCAAAAUAAUAAAAUUUAAUUUUAAAAAAGAAAA
Molecule: messenger RNA, 1988 nt
Organism: Pan troglodytes (chimpanzee)
Lineage: Eukaryota; Metazoa; Chordata; Mammalia; Primates; Hominidae
Gene: SLC16A5
Product: solute carrier family 16 member 5
Exons: 7
Coding region: 395-1912 (505 amino acids)
Biological process (GO): monocarboxylic acid transport; transmembrane transport
Cellular component (GO): basolateral plasma membrane
Molecular function (GO): monocarboxylic acid transmembrane transporter activity
Source: RefSeq, a predicted model, not a curated record